AUGGAUCUCGCGGCGGAGGAGCUUCAAUUUCUCAGCAUCGGAGGUAUUCUGCGCGAAUCCACCACGAUCCCCAAAUUUUCCCCCAAAACCUUCUAUCUCAUAACCCUAACCCUAAUUUUCCCUCUCUCCUUCGCAAUCCUCGCGCAUUCCCUCUUCACACAACCGAUCUUAGCUCAGCUCGAUUCUACUCCUCCUUCCGAUCAAUCUCAGACCAACCACGAAUGGACUCUCCUCUUCGUCUACCAAUUCAUCUACAUCAUCUUCCUCUUCGCCUUCUCUCUCCUCUCCACAGCCGCCGUCGUCUUCACCGUCGCGUCUCUCUACACCGGAAAACCGGUUUCUUUCUCCUCCACGAUGUCUGCGAUUCCUCUGGUUCUAAAGCGUCUCUUCAUCACAUUCCUCUGGGUUUCUCUCAUGAUGCUGGUCUACAACUCCGUGUUCUUGCUGUUUCUCGUGAUCCUUAUCGUAGCCAUCGAUAUACAGAGCGUGAUCCUCACUGUUUUCUCCAUGGUUGUGAUCUUCGUCCUGUUCUUGGGCGUUCAUGUUUAUAUGACCGCUUGGUGGCAUUUAGCUAGCGUUGUCUCUGUUCUUGAGCCCAUCUAUGGCAUCGCUGCGAUGAAGAAGAGCUAUGAGUUGCUUAAAGGAAGGACUCACAUGGCUUGUUCUAUGGUUUUUAUCUAUCUCGCGCUUUGUAGCUUCACUGCUGGAGUUUUUAGUGGAGUGGUUGUCCAUGGAGGAGAUGCUUUCGGGAUUUUCACGAGGAUUGUGGCUGGAGGGUUCUUGGUUGGUGUUUUGGUGAUUGUGAAUCUUGUGGGGUUGCUCGUGCAGAGUGUGUUUUACUAUGUAUGCAAGAGCUUUCACCAUCAGGCCAUUGAUAAAUCAGCUUUGCAUGAUCAUCUUGGUGGGUAUCUAGGUGAUUAUGUGCCUUUGAAGAGCAGUAUUCAAAUGGAGAACUUUGAUAUUUAA
This is a messenger RNA of Thlaspi arvense, 966 nucleotides long. The record is from the annotation of a GenBank genome assembly. NCBI's taxonomy places the organism in Eukaryota, Viridiplantae, Streptophyta, Magnoliopsida, Brassicales, Brassicaceae.